Culex pipiens pallens (northern house mosquito) is the source of this 3163-nucleotide messenger RNA. Its product is annotated as 116 kDa U5 small nuclear ribonucleoprotein component. Gene Ontology annotation, cellular component: cytosol; U2-type catalytic step 2 spliceosome; U4/U6 x U5 tri-snRNP complex. The record is from RefSeq and is a predicted model, not a curated record. The transcript is spliced from 3 exons. Gene Ontology annotation, biological process: mRNA splicing, via spliceosome. Lineage: Eukaryota; Metazoa; Arthropoda; Insecta; Diptera; Culicidae. Gene Ontology annotation, molecular function: translation elongation factor activity; GTP binding; U5 snRNA binding. The coding region runs from base 189 to 3125 and encodes 978 amino acids.
GGUUGUUUGUUUGGAAGGAGCGCUUCGUUUGCCGUGCGGCUUCAUUUUCCCUCACAGAAAUAGUGAAAAUCCGUGUAGAACCGUACGAAUUUGUGAUAUUCUUGUGUGAAAUUCGCUAAAUAAUUCAUAAAGCAUCAAUUUUCGCUGGAAUCUUGCAUAAAAAACGUCAACGGAGUGCCACCGCAAACAUGGAUUCGGAUUUGUACGACGAGUUCGGCAACUACAUCGGGCCGGAUUUGGAGAGCGACGACGAUGACGACCAGAGCUUGUACGGCGCGCCGGACCAGCAAGAUGACCUGGACAUGGACGACAUGGCGGAGGAGGAAGCCGAGCGGGAAGAGGGAGGGGCCGAUGCGGGAGGGAGUUCGCGCGCGAUCGUGCUGCACGAGGACAAGCGGUACUACCCGUCGGCGCUGGAGGUGUACGGGCAGGACGUGGAGACGAUCGUGCAGGAGGAGGACGCGCAGCCGCUGGACAAGCCGCUGAUCGAGCCGGUCAAGCGGUUGAAGUUCCAGAUUAAGGAGCAGGAGUUGCCGGAGACGAGCUAUGAUAUGGAGUUUUUGGCGGAUUUGAUGGAUACGCCGACGUUGAUACGGAAUGUGGCGUUGAUUGGGCAUUUGCACCAUGGGAAGACGACGUUCGUGGACUGUUUGGUGCGGCAGACGCAUCCGCAGUUUCAGGACAUGGACGAGCGGAAUUUGCGGUACACGGACACGCUGUUUACGGAGCAGGAGCGGGGGGUGAGCAUUAAGGCGACGCCGAUAACGCUGGUGCUGCCGGACGUGAAGAGCAAGAGCUUUUUGAUCAAUGUGUUUGAUACGCCGGGGCAUGUGAACUUUUCGGAUGAGGUGACGGCGGCCAUGCGGAUGUGCGACGGAGUGGUGCUGUUUGUGGACGCGGCCGAGGGCGUGUCGUUGAAUACGGAGCGGUUGUUGAAGCACGCGAUUCAGGAGCGGUUGGCGAUUACGGUGUGCAUUAAUAAGGUGGACCGGUUGAUGCUGGAGUUGAAGUUGCCGCCGCAGGACGCGUACUUUAAGCUGAAGCACAUUGUGGAGGAGAUCAAUGGGCUGUUGACGCUGUACGGGGAUGCGAACACGAAGCAAGUGUCGCCGAUUUUGGGGAAUGUUUGCUUCGCAAGCUCGCUGUACGGGAUCUGCUUCACGCUGAAGUCGUUUGCCCGGUUGUACGCGGACACUUACGACGGGGUGAGCGCGGGGGAGUUUGCGCGGCGGUUGUGGGGGGACAUGUACUUCCACAAUAAGAGUAGGAAGUUUACGAAGAAACCGCCGCACAGUUCGGCGCAACGGAGCUUCGUGGAGUUUAUUUUGGAGCCGCUGUACAAGCUGUUUGCGCAGGUGGUGGGGGAUGUGGACACGACGCUGGCGGACACGCUGGCCGAGCUGAACAUCCGCGUAACGAAGGAGGAGAUGAAGUGCAACAUAAGGCCACUUUUAAGGUUGAUUUGCAAUCGGUUCAUUGGGGAUUUCUGCGGGUUUGUGGACAUGUGCGUGGAGCACAUUCAGUCGCCGCUGGAGAACGCCCAGAGCAAGAUUGACCACAUUUACACGGGCGUGAAGGAGAGUGGAAUCUACCAGGACAUGCUGAACUGUGACCAGAACGCGCAGCUGAUGGUGCACAGCUCGAAGAUGUACCCGACGGAGGAUUGUACGUUCUUCCAGGUGUUGGCGCGGAUUAUGAGCGGGACGUUGCACGCCGGCCAGGAGGUUCGAGUGCUGGGUGAGAACUAUUCGCUGGUGGACGAGGAGGAUUCCCGGACGCUGCAGGUCGGCCGGUUGUGGAUCUACGAGGCACGGUACAAGGUCGAGUUGAACCGCGUCCCCGCCGGCAAUUGGGUCCUCAUCGAGGGAAUCGACCAGUGCAUCGUCAAAACCUCGACCAUCACCGACGUCAACAUGAACGAGGACGUGUUCAUCUUCCGGCCGCUCAAGUUCAACACCCAGUCCAUCAUCAAGAUCGCCGUCGAACCGGUCAACCCGUCGGAACUGCCCAAGAUGUUGGAUGGGCUGCGCAAGGUCAACAAAUCGUACCCGCUGCUGUCGACUCGGGUGGAGGAAUCGGGGGAGCACGUGAUUCUCGGGACUGGUGAACUCUACCUGGACUGCGUGAUGCACGACCUGCGUAAGAUGUACUCCGAGAUCGACAUUAAAGUGGCCGAUCCCGUGGUGGCCUUUUGCGAGAGUGUCGUCGAGACGAGUUCGCUCAAGUGUUUCGCCGAAACGCCGAAUAAGAAGAACAAAAUUACGAUGAUUGCGGAACCGCUGGAGAAGGGUCUGGCCGAGGACAUCGAGAACGAAUCCGUCUGCAUCGGGUGGAACAAGAAGAAGCUCGGCGAGUUCUUCCAGGUCAACUACGACUGGGAUCUGCUGGCGGCGCGAUCGAUCUGGGCCUUCGGUCCGGACAACACCGGCCCAAACAUCCUCGUCGAUGACACGCUCCCCUUCGAAGUGGACAAAACCCUGCUCGGCGCCGUCAAGGACUCCAUCGUGCAAGGGUUCCAGUGGGGAACUCGCGAAGGCCCGCUCUGCGAGGAACCCAUCCGCAACGUCAAGUUCAAAAUCCUCGACGCCGUCAUCGCCCAGGAACCGCUCCAUCGCGGCGGUGGCCAAAUCAUCCCGACGGCCCGUCGAGUCGCCUACUCCGCCUUCCUCAUGGCCACGCCCCGCCUCAUGGAACCGUACCUCUUCGUCGAAGUGCAAGCCCCCGCCGAUUGCGUCUCCUCGGUGUACACCGUGCUCGCCCGGCGCCGUGGCCACGUCACCCAGGACGCUCCCGUCCCCGGUUCCCCGCUCUACACCAUCAAAGCGUUCAUCCCCGCCAUCGACUCGUUCGGCUUCGAAACCGACCUGCGGACGCACACCCAAGGCCAAGCCUUCUGCCUGUCCGUCUUUCACCACUGGCAGAUCGUCCCCGGCGACCCCCUGGACAAGAGCAUCGUCAUCCGCCCGCUCGAACCCCAACCAGCGACCCACCUCGCCCGCGAGUUCAUGAUAAAGACGCGACGCCGCAAGGGACUCUCCGAGGACGUCUCCAUCAACAAGUUCUUCGACGAUCCCAUGUUGCUCGAGCUCGCCCGCCAGGACGUCCUGCUCAACUACCCCAUCUAAACUCUAAAAUUCUAAAUAAACAAAAAAUAGUUGUGGAA